AUUUUUGACCAUGCACCCUUUUGUCUCUUGUAAAACUGCAAUACAGAGGCAGUUCCGAAUUUGAACUCAUCUUGAAAUUGUCACAUCAAAACCUGUGGUAAAAUAUGAGGAACACAGCUCUCAUUUUAAUUUCUGCUUUAAUAGUCCCAGCUUUGCUGGCUGACAAAGGCAAGAACUAUACCAAAGAAAAUGUUUGCCAAGAGCUCAAUGCCAUUGGGAUUGAAAAAUUCAAAGAAAUGGUCACUGUCCUCUACAGUCAAAAGUUCCCGAAUGGCACAUUCGAGGAGGUGAAAUGUGUGGCAGAUGAAAUGACCAAGCUUGCAGAAAAAUGCUGCAAAGAUGAUGCCAGUCCUGACUGCUAUGAUAAAGGAGCUACAGAGAUCUCUGAGAAGUCAUGCGGAAAGGACUCUCCAUUCCCCAAACAUCCAGGCAUUGAGCAGUGCUGCACACUUCAGGGUCAUGAGAGGAAACUUUGUCUAGCCUCACUACGGUACUCUGCAGAUGAGCUACCCUCCCUACUUGAACCCACGAAUGAAGAGAUCUGCACUGAGUACACUAAAGACGAGAAGGACUAUUCUGUCAGGUAUGUGUAUGAGUUUGCCCGGAGGCACAGAAACAUCCCAGCAGGCUUUGUUCUUAAUGCUACUCAGCACCAUGUGAGAAUGGCCGAGAGAUGUUGCCGCCCUGCUGUCAAAAUCCCUUGUUUUCUCCACGAGAGACUCCAAAUGGAAAGCUCCAACAUUUUUCUGAGGUUUCUAUCCAAUGUUUGCAACAACCAAGUGAAUUUGAAAUCCUACAAAUUUGGGUUGUCUGCAUAUUAUGGAAAUCUCCUAGGACUGUCCUUUGAAGACGCAUCAGCCAUAUCCAGUCGUUUCCAGUCUGGGCUAGAAAAAUGUUGUUUACAGCCCCAACCUGAAUGUAUAAUUGAAGAGUUAACAAGCUUUCAGAAAGUUCUCUGCAAUGAAUCCAAACUGGAUGCCAUUUCUGAGGAUUUCCGAAAGUGCUGCAGGAAACCUGCCCUGGAUACGCUUCCUUGCGUGGAUGUCUUGAAAAGACAACCCCGUCAGUAUCCACAUGUAGCCAGUCCUGUUUCAUCCCAGCUCUGCAAGGAAGUUCAACCCCAUGGGAUUGACAGAUACUUGUUUGUGAUUGGAGGAAAACAUGCCUCCAUUUCUCUGCCUGUUCUGACGACCAUCCUUGAUCGAAUCAAGAGCACGGUAACGGCCUGCUGCUCAUCUGCUGACGUCACAGCGUGUUUAACGGAGAAGGAGAGUAAAUUGAAAAAGACUACGGCACUUCUGUCUAAGUUGGAUGACACAUGCUCACAGUAUUUCAAACUGGAUCUGCCUGUGUUCAAAACUCUGAUACAGAAGGAGAGAGGUGAGACUCAGGCACAAGCAUGGGUUCACUUGGCCACAUCCUGCUGUUCACAGCGUUCCCCGGCACAGCUAUGUCAAAAGCUGACAGAGGAUGUUAUAAAGUAUGAUGAUGACACUAGCGUUUAAGGACUCGCUCUUCAAAGAUUCUUUUGAGUGCCAGCAAUUAUAUUGGAUGAAGAGAUCUUCUAAAUUCCCUUUCCAAUAGGAAAUGUCAUGUCUCUCGUCAUCUCAGAUAUUUUAUUCUCUUUAAAUAAACUUUCCACUUGCUUCAAA
Molecule: messenger RNA, 1652 nt
Organism: Ctenopharyngodon idella (grass carp)
Lineage: Eukaryota; Metazoa; Chordata; Actinopteri; Cypriniformes; Xenocyprididae
Gene: gc
Product: GC vitamin D binding protein
Exons: 12
Coding region: 105-1505 (466 amino acids)
Biological process (GO): vitamin transport
Cellular component (GO): blood microparticle; cytoplasm
Molecular function (GO): vitamin transmembrane transporter activity; vitamin D binding
Source: RefSeq, a predicted model, not a curated record